Molecule: messenger RNA, 2382 nt
Organism: Cyclopterus lumpus (lumpfish)
Lineage: Eukaryota; Metazoa; Chordata; Actinopteri; Perciformes; Cyclopteridae
Gene: meioc
Product: minamoto
Biological process (GO): meiotic cell cycle; female meiosis I; male meiosis I
Cellular component (GO): nucleus; cytoplasm
Source: RefSeq, a predicted model, not a curated record
AUGGCGUUUGACGGACAUCAGAGCACAUUUGCGAGUUCCCUCUCUCCGACAUACCAACACCAGGCCAGUGUAAAUAUAGGUAGUGGAAACAAUGGCAGCGUGCCAUUGCCCUUCGUUGCCAUCCCCAGUAUCCCACUACAGGAGCAGAACACAGCAUCCUACGUGCCCUGGUCUCACAAUGCUUACGAUGAUCCCUAUGGCCUUAUCAAUUGUGCCCAGAACAACAAUAAAAUCAGGAAACCCACUGACAGUACUGACUGUGAAGGGGAGACUGAUCUACAGGGUCUAGUGUCAAAUAUUUUGGAUGAAGCAGAUUCACAGGACAGCUACUACAGUGAAGGGAGCCUACCUAAUUGUAAUACCGUCUGGUCUCCAAAGACAUUGAGAGAAGAACUGCUCCAGUAUUUGCAAUCAGAGGCUAAAACGCAACAUCAUCCAACCUUUCCUCCUAACUAUGUAUCCCGUGAGACUUUAAGUAAAGCACAAGGACAGUCAGUGGACAGAGACAUCAAAGAGUUUUAUCAACAGUCCAAUGGCAUUUCUACCAAUCAACAGUGGCUGCCUAAUGGAGACCAGGACAGCUACACCGCCCGUCCUCAGAAACUGCCACCUGGUUUAUCAAUUCCCAGCAGAGAAAACACCUAUAUGGGUGCGCAGGCACCACAGUGCAAAUACAACAACAUUCCAUCUGAGAAAGACAGAGGGAAUAGUCAACCCGCUAAUAGUUUACCUGACCUCAGUAAUGUCUUUAGAGCUCAAAGCGAAACGAACAGCCCAUGCUUUCAUCCUUAUUAUGAAGACCAGUACAUCCAGAGCAUCAGCAACGAGCGGUACGGGCCGCCAGACAUUAACCAACUGGUCAGCAGCUUUCAGUCGUUCAUGGCUGGUGAGCAUGACGGCUUCUAUGGGGGAGCUUACCCAAGCAUCCAAAGGCAGACCCUGGGCGUGCAGCAUGAAGACAGCUUGGUUGAACAAUGGAAAAGCACCAGCCCCGCCAUGUCAACACAAAGUGUUCCCGCAAUGCAGACCCAGAAACAGCUGGUGGGAGAAUUUGGGACAGUGCAGGUGGAAAGAAACGGGGGAGUGAGGAGGCCAAUGUAUAGGCGCGAUGCUUUUCAAGAUCUACCUGGUUUCAGCCCACAAAACACAGAGUACUACCAGCCACCCAAGUCGUUCUCUGCAUCUCUAAACUUCCCAAAGCAAUACCAGAGCAACAUGGCCAUGCAUAGAGAGAACACUUCACUGCCCAUGAACAUGGGCAUGAACCAGUAUUCAAAGCAUCACAUCCAGCAUGGCCUGAUGCAGAGCAAGCUCAAGCCACAGGUGCAAAGGGAAAAGAAGAGGAUGCAUAUAUCCGGCUUUCUCGGAGAAGGCUUCUCCACACGACCCCUCAGCAACACUAACAUGAGAGGGGGAGAUAAGAAACAGGCCUUCUCUCAAAACCCAAACCCCGACCACCUGGGGAGCAUGCAGUCUCCCAGGUUUGAUGGAGAAAACGGCAUGGUCAGUGCAGGGAAUACACAGCAGCUCAUGCCGUACAUGUAUGCUGUGAAUGACCCCAGAAGGUACUCCAACGUGCCCAUCAACCCCCCUCACUUCAGCUCCAGAUCCACACUGCCCUAUGGAGGCUGCGUGCCUGGCAUGGACUUGGGCGAUACAAUGUCAGCCAACGAGUCUGCAGUUUUCAACUCCUAUGUCAGUGACAUGUUGAGCUGCAGCGGAGAAAGCACUUAUCAUGGCAUGGCCUCGGCCCUGACGACUUCAAUGGUGAUGAAUCAAGGAGGACCUGCGAUCCAGCUCUACUUCUACCUGGACGAGUGUUAUGAGCAGUUGAGGGGCUUGGAGAGGAGAGGAAGAGGGUAUGCUUUCCGAAUCAGGUUGUUUGUUACCGAGACAUUUCUUGGUAAAAGGACUGCAGCAGUGGCCAACACAAACCUGCCCAAAACUCCACCAAAUCCCACUAGAGUUGACCACCUCAUCUUCAAUCAGAUGAAAGAGCAAGCAAGAGUGGCGAGCCUUCUGGACAGAAUGGGGUGUCUGUGCAACACUCCCAUCCACGUCAACAUCCACACGGCGCUGAACAGGCAUCACAUGGCUAUUUGCAUCACCCAGGCGAGACGCAAGGAGGAGAUCGCCAGCAUGUCCAAACACCAGUGGCAGAGAGCUCCGUUCUCUGAGGACAGAGACGCCCUGUUGUUGGUCAUCGCGCUGAAGGACCUCGCUGCUACUACGAGGAAGAUGCGCACGGCCCUGUGGUGUGCUCUGCAGAUGACACUCCCGAAAGCUGCUCAGAGGCCGGACCACCAUGUUAACAGGGAGGCCACACACAAAGAGAGAGGCUCCUCUCCAUUCGAGGGAUACACUUUUAAAGUUAUGAUUUAA